GCUCGGGGGCCAUUUUGUGAGGAGACGGAGAGCGAACGGUCGUGUGGUUCCUUGCUGUUGUAGCUCCGGCGUCUCGGCGUAGACCCGCAGUAGGAGAGGCAGUCUCUUCUCUCUCUCCUAAGUCUUGGGCAGCAAGGCGAACCCCAUCCUUACUCACUGGAGCUCAGCUUUGAUUUUUAACUUCCCUUCCCCACCCUUCCAGAACACACACAUUCCCAUUCCAAAAUUGAUUUUAUAAAGAUAUUUUAAACAUACUGAUGCAACUUGGUGUGCACUAUGACAAACAUACAGGUGUUUUUUUAAAAAUUAUUUCCAAAAAACCAACAAAACAAAACAAACGGGACCUGGAUUUAAGAUGUAAUUUUUAAAAUUUCUAUUUCUAUUUUUUCUGCAGCAGUUGGGUUAGAGGAGGAGCCUUUUAGCCUCAUAAACUGACCUCUCUACUUCCUCGUGUAUUUUUAAGAUUAACUGAUGAUGUGGAAAGGGCUUUGCUUGUCUGCUAUUGAGAACAUUAUUACCCUUGCGGUUUUUGUGGAAACUGCUUUUGGAAAAGAAAAGAAUUGAACUUUACUGACUUGACAUUUUUAGACCUCCCGUUUUUCUAAUCUGGGCUAUUUUUAUUUUUGUUUUUUUACAGUGAGAUUUUUUUGAUCUUCAGCUACAGUAAGUUAUUACAAUUUUUUUUUUACAUUUUUCCUGACUUUCGCUGGUUUCCUUUUUAUUGUUGUUACUUACUAGUUAUUAUUAUUAUUAUACUUAUAAUGGUGAUGAUGAUGAUGAUAAUGAUGAUUUUUAAACGAAUUAAAGUGGAGUUUUUCUGAAUGUUAAGAUUUCUUCAGCCUCCUGAUUGACUUUGGAGUUUUCCAUCUUGGGAGAGAAAGUGAAGGUGUUAGUAUUUUUAAGUAGUUUGAUCACAUAAACCUUUUCUCUCCCAACCCCACCCUUGCCCUCAACCCCUUCCCCACACUGGAAAUAAUUUUACUGGCUGUUAAGUCUUUGACCUUAUUUUUCCUGAUCUUUAACUUAACUGUUUUAGAGCAUCUCUGGACGUCUGUAUUUUUAAUUUUUUUUCUUUUUAUUUUUUUUUCUUUUUAAUCUUUCAUUUGUUAGAUUUUUAAACUGUGCUGCAAUAAAAUGUGUGUGGUACUAUUUAACACCUAUAAUGGUGAUGGCAUUUUCCCAAAAAGCCAUCUUCCUACUGUUUCCCUUGAAAUCCCAUCCUGCUUUUCCUGUACACUACCCCCUCACAAACCACAAGCCGCAGCAACAUGGAUGCCCAGUCUGGAGCAGCAACAGCCAGGAUGACCUGGAGCCAGGGGGGCCUUCGGAACAGAUGUAUACCCUUCCUGGGUGAUGUUUUCAGCUUUGUGAGAAACCUCAUCAUCAAAGGAGAUGGCUAGCAAUGUUACCAACAAGACAGAUCCUCGAUCCAUGAAUUCCCGUGUUUUCAUUGGGAAUCUCAAUACUCUGGUGGUCAAGAAGUCUGAUGUGGAGGCCAUAUUUUCAAAGUAUGGCAAAAUUGUGGGUUGCUCUGUGCAUAAGGGCUUUGCCUUUGUCCAGUAUGUUAAUGAAAGAAAUGCCCGAGCUGCUGUAGCUGGAGAGGAUGGCAGAAUGAUUGCUGGCCAGGUUUUAGAUAUUAACCUGGCUGCAGAGCCAAAAGUGAACCGAGGAAAAGCAGGUGUGAAACGAUCUGCAGCGGAGAUGUACGGUUCCUCAUUUGAUUUGGACUAUGACUUUCAACGGGAUUAUUAUGACAGGAUGUACAGUUACCCAGCACGUGUUCCUCCUCCUCCUCCUAUUGCUCGAGCUGUGGUGCCUUCCAAACGCCAGCGUGUGUCAGGGAACACCUCACGAAGGGGCAAAAGUGGGUUCAAUUCGAAGAGUGGACAACGGGGAUCUUCUUCCAAGUCUGGAAAGUUGAAAGGUGAUGACCUUCAGGCCAUUAAAAAGGAGCUGACUCAGAUAAAACAAAAAGUGGAUUCUCUGCUGGAAAGCCUGGAAAAAAUUGAAAAAGAACAAAGCAAACAAGCAGACUUGUCCUUCUCAUCCCCAGUAGAGAUGAAGAAUGAAAAGUCUGAAGAAGAGCAGAGCAGCGCCUCUGUGAAGAAAGAUGAGACUAAUGUGAAGAUGGAGUCUGAGGCAGGUGCGGAUGACUCGGCUGAGGAGGGUGACCUGCUGGAUGACGACGAUAAUGAAGAUCGGGGGGAUGACCAGCUGGAGUUGAAGGAUGAUGAAAAAGAGCCUGAGGAAGGCGAAGAUGACAGAGACAGCGCAAAUGGGGAGGAUGACUCUUAAGCACAUAGUGGAGCUUAGAAAUCUUAUCCCAUUAUUCAUUUACCUAGGCGCUUGUGAGAGAUCAAAGUAACACCAGAUCAUCUCCCCUAGAAUCUUCUGCACAUUCUCACUGUUCUCCCUCCUUAUCCUUCCUGUGUUCAUUAAUUCAUAAUUGCCCUGCGCCUAGUUCAUUUUCACUUCCUUUGAUCCUCCGUAGAAGUUUCGUUAAGUCUUACCCUGUAAGUUUUGCUUUAAUUUUGAUACCUCUUUGUCUUAACAAUAAAAAGUUGUAUGGUUUUUA
This is a messenger RNA of Arvicanthis niloticus (Nile rat), 2575 nucleotides long. Lineage: Eukaryota; Metazoa; Chordata; Mammalia; Rodentia; Muridae. The record is from RefSeq and is a predicted model, not a curated record.